Pteropus alecto (black flying fox) is the source of this 1300-nucleotide messenger RNA. It is a transcript of the gene UMAD1, whose product is annotated as UBAP1-MVB12-associated (UMA) domain containing 1. The record is from RefSeq and is a predicted model, not a curated record. Bases 572 to 1120 code for a protein of 182 amino acids. The transcript is spliced from 4 exons. NCBI's taxonomy places the organism in Eukaryota, Metazoa, Chordata, Mammalia, Chiroptera, Pteropodidae.
GACUCAAAGUUAGUAGAUGCAUACAAAGCAGUUGUUUUUGAACAGUUUAUUUGGUUCAAAUUAUAAUCUUGUGUUACUUUAUCUGGUUAAACUACGCCUAGUUUAAUUUCAACUUCAGAUAAACAAUAGUACAAAUAUGUCUUGUAUUUUUAUUUGCUAAAUCUGGCAACGCUAUGCUAAGAAAAAAUGAAAGGGGUCCAUAUUACCUAAAAGUGAGAUCUACUGGCACCCAUGAUUUAAAUAGUACAUUAGCCCUCUUAGGUAUGUUUUAAAAACUGGGCAUGAUGAAAUAAAGAGAGAACGGUUCUAGUGUCAGACAGCUGCAGAGUGCAGCCAACUUUGUAACUUGCUGUGGCCUAUCCACUCCUAUCCAGUUUCCCUACCUGUGGAGUCGGAACAAAACACCCGUUUCACCAAGAGGAUGUAUGGCCAAAAUGAACUACUAAGCCUUUAUAUAACACUGGUUUUCUCUCAGCUUCCUCGGUUCACUGAUUCCGAGGCUUUGGGCCUAUUUCUCACCAGUAGAAUGAAGGGGCUGCAAUCAAGCAGUGGGGCAAGAUAAAAGAUUGCUAUGGAAUCUGGGAGGAACAAUCAAGGAAUGUUUUAUGGAGCGGUAACUUCAACGAGAAAACGGCAGAAGGAAACAAAAUUAGACUACCAGUUAAGCACGGCUAAUGUAAAAUAUCAGAAGAUUGCAGCAGCGGCAAUGUUUCACUUCUUCAGAAAGCCUCCGGAAUCGAAAAAGCCCUCGGUACCAGAGACAGAAGCAGAUGGAUUUGUCCUUUUAGGAGAUACAGAAAAUGAACAAAGAAUGGCAGCAAGAGGUAAAACUUCAGAAGCAGAAGGCAGCCAGCCUUUGGAGACUGGCACAGAAAACUCAUCCAGUGUGACUGUAGCAAGCCCUGAGGCGGAAAAUAAGGCAGGCCAGACUCUGGAAAACAGCUCGUUAAUGGCCGAGCUUCUGAGCGACGUACCCUUCACCUUGGCCCCGCACGUGCUGGCCGUGCAGGGCACCAUCAGUGACCUUCCAGACCACUUACUCACCUAUGAUGUCAGCGAAAACUUAUCACGGUUUUGGUAUGAUUUUACUCUUGAAAAUUCAGUGCUGUGUGAUUCAUAAUGUUUGUUUGUACCUUAACAGCUUUAAAACACAAGUUUGCCUGUUUUAUUUAACUUGUUUGAUAUUCUUUGCCAUUUCCCUGUUUAAAGGCCUUCAGAAAAGCAAGGAUCAUAAAGCAGAGAAAAUAUUAUUCUCAUUGCUCUAUUUCUUAGAAUAAAGUAUAUUUGUAUAAAAAUUGAA